CCCCUAAAUCCAACAACAAUGGCGACGUACCCUCCCCUUGCGGAUCGCGAGAUCAAGAACACCAUCUGCCUGUUUGACGUCGAUGGCACUCUGACGCCCGCCCGGCGGAGCGCUUCGCCCGAGAUCCUCAACCUCCUCGCACGACUGCGGCAAAAGGUAGCCAUCGGGUUCGUCGGGGGCAGCGACCUGAUAAAACAGCAGGAGCAGCUGGGGAACAGCACGGGAGUCGACGUGACGUCGCUGUUCGAUUUCUGCUUCGCCGAGAACGGGCUGACGGCGUACCGGCUGGGCGAGGCGCUCCCGUCCAACAGCUUCAUCCGCUGGCUCGGCGAGGAGCGGUACAAGGAGCUCGUCAACUUCAUCCUGCACUACAUUGCCGACCUCGACAUACCCAUCAAGCGGGGCACCUUUGUCGAGUUCCGCAACGGCAUGAUCAACGUCUCCCCGAUCGGCCGCAACGCCUCGGUCCAGGAGCGCAACGACUACGAAAAGUACGACAAGGAGCACGGCGUGCGCAAGGCCUUUGUCGAGAAGCUCAAGGAGCGCUUUGGCCAUUUGGGCUUGACGUUCUCCAUCGGCGGGCAAAUCUCGUUCGACGUCUUCCCCGCCGGCUGGGACAAGACAUACUGCCUGCAGCACCUCGAGAACGAGGCCAAGAAGCCCGGCGGCGUGCAGUACACGACUAUCCACUUCUUUGGCGACAAGACGUUUGAGGGCGGCAACGACUACGAGAUUUACACCGACAGCCGGACCAUAGGUCAUACCGUGACCGGCCCAGAGGAUACCAUGGCGGAGCUGAAGAAGCUGUUUAAUUUGGAGUAGGCAUGGGAAAGGAAGGAAACACAAAAGAAAAACAAAAGCCGGGUUACGGUAAGCUUGGUAGACGAAGAGCAUAAAAGCUUACAGCGUGCGUACGUACAGAUCUAAUAGAUGGAGUUGGCAAGUUGGUAAUCGAAUCCUAUGAUAAUGUCUGCAUGGGCAAUGACAUGGAAAAGGGUAUACAGAAAAAUACACUGUUUAUGCCA
Molecule: messenger RNA, 1025 nt
Organism: Canariomyces notabilis
Lineage: Eukaryota; Fungi; Ascomycota; Sordariomycetes; Sordariales; Chaetomiaceae
Product: putative phosphomannomutase
Exons: 3
Coding region: 19-822 (267 amino acids)
Biological process (GO): GDP-mannose biosynthetic process; mannose metabolic process; protein N-linked glycosylation
Cellular component (GO): cytosol
Molecular function (GO): phosphomannomutase activity
Source: RefSeq, a predicted model, not a curated record